GUAUUUCCGGGUGCAUUAAAUUGAAAGCAAGUUGAUAUUAAUAGGGAUAAGAUACAUAUUUUCAACAGUUUAUUCUUUCAACCUUAUGAACAAAUAUUUAAAUGGAAUGAGUCGAUGUGAUUUUAUGAACAGAAUUAUCCAUCAUUUUAAAAUUAUUAUUUGGUCAAAAUAGAUUUUUUUUCUAUUAAUUUGAGUGAAUAUGAAUGUGUUAAAUAGGAACUGGUUUACAUUAUUUCCCUUUGCAGUCUUCAUUUUUAUUCAACAUCAAUCUACAAAUGCAACUCCUGCGACGCUAUUGAAAGAAGACAAUUUGAUCUUGUGGACUUCUGACGUAGAACCAUACGAAAUAAGAUACAAUUGGACGCUUCCUUAUUUUAGUUCCCUGUCAGCAUAUUCUUUCAAAUGUAAGGAAUUUCCAACUUCCCAAAAUACAAAGUUUUCCUGGAUAGUAGGAUUUGAAUUGAACAAUCGUAAAGAAAAUUUCGAGUUAUAUGUCAGAUUAAGCAACGCUUCUUUUGAAAAAGCAAUCGUAAAAGUCAAAGCCUCCAUUAUCGAUAACCAACUCAAAGAGGUCCGAUCAAAAGAAAAAUUGGAAGAACUCGUUGUGAACGGUAAUAAAAUUAAGUGGGACGAAUUCUGCAAGAUAGAUGAUGAUUUUCGAAAUCAAUUGCUAGUGGACGAUAAAUUGACUAUUUCCCUGCAAAUAUCCUGUUUUAUUCAAUGCAGCAACUUUACGCCUAUCAGCUCAUUCGAACCCAAUAUUGUAAAAUGUGAUCUAUCCAAUAACUUGAAUUCAUUACUAGAAAAUCCCAAAUUCGCAGAUGUGAAGUUAUCAGUUAAUGGUAAAAGUUAUUUAGCUCAUAAAGCUGUUUUGGCUGCUCGUAGUAGAGUUUUCGCACGCUUGUUCGAAGACUUGGACGAGGAAUAUGGUAAAAAACGUAAUAAAAUCAUAAUGAAUAGUACAUAUUUUGAUGAAGACGUAAUGAAAGCAAUGUUACAAUAUAUUUAUACUGGAAAAUGUGAAGCUGUAAACAAAUUAGCGGGCAGAUUAUUAGUCGUAGCUGAUGAAUAUGAGCUAUAUGGGUUGAAAAACUCGUGUUCGACAUUGUUGGAAGGAUCAUUGUCAGUUGAAAAUGCAAUAAAUACGCUGCAAUUGGCGGAUACCCGCCAUUCGAAUGAGUUGAAAUCGAAGGCGAUCGAUUUCAUCGUUAAAAACUCAGUUCAAGUGCUGAGUACCACAGAAUGGAAAAAUAUGUUGAUAUCAAAUGUUCAUCUAGCUAAUGAAAUAAUUCAAAGAUUGGCGCAACGAUUGAGUAUGAGUAUGAAAUGACAACUCACACGUCAGUUAACUAAUACCAAUAAUUAGCACCAACAUAAAGCCUCCCCUCCCCCAUAAUAGGAAUUUGGACACGGAGUGUUAAUUAUUAACCACCAAGUGAGUGAAAUCGACUUUGAAGGUAAAUUAGAUAUUACUGAUAUUAUGUGUAGUAUAAAUUUUUGGAAUAAAGUAAAUUGGUAAAUUU
This is a messenger RNA of Planococcus citri (citrus mealybug), 1523 nucleotides long. Its product is annotated as protein roadkill-like. Gene Ontology annotation, molecular function: ubiquitin protein ligase binding. The transcript has 2 exons. Gene Ontology annotation, biological process: regulation of proteolysis; proteasome-mediated ubiquitin-dependent protein catabolic process. Gene Ontology annotation, cellular component: cytoplasm; nucleus. Bases 200 to 1330 code for a protein of 376 amino acids. Lineage: Eukaryota; Metazoa; Arthropoda; Insecta; Hemiptera; Pseudococcidae. The record is from RefSeq and is a predicted model, not a curated record.